Molecule: messenger RNA, 912 nt
Organism: Botrytis deweyae
Lineage: Eukaryota; Fungi; Ascomycota; Leotiomycetes; Helotiales; Sclerotiniaceae
Exons: 3
Coding region: 1-912 (303 amino acids)
Source: RefSeq, a predicted model, not a curated record
AUGUGUGGCCACCACGCUUCAUCAUUUGAUGAUUGGCACGACGUACGAGAAUUGCGUCGCAAAAAGCUAGACUUAGAGUGCCGGCUACCACUUAUCGUGUCAAAUGAAUAUUUCAAGGCAGAUGAAGCCGCGUGGGAUGCCAUAAUCGCCCUUCAGACUCUUCGAUAUCGGUAUAGAAAGAAUGGUAGGAUGGAACUCGAACUCGCGACCUUACUUUUUCUCUCUAGAAGGCACAUUUCAUUCGACUAUCGAGAUAAGCUAUAUGCGCUCUUUAAUUUACUGGGCGAUAAAGAGCGAUCAGAUCUUUCCUUGCAGCAGGAUUAUAGUCUUUCUCUAGCGGAGAUGGGCAAAAAAACUAACAGUAGUGCCUUUUCAGCCGAUAAUUCUGAGAAUCUGUCAUCAUGGACCCUAGAUUUAUAUGCGCUUCGUCGACCAAUUGCCCUUGAGUCUAGAGAUGCCAUGCAGCAAAGCACACUGCAGGACCCACACGAUGCAUCACAAGCAUAUAAUGCUGGAGGCAAGUAUGUUCUGGACGACCACCCAUUUACGUUCUCUAGCGACCUCAGGAUUUUGAAAGUAUGGGGUAUUGUCAUAGACUCCGUCAUAGAUUGCGACCUAGAACUGCGGCUUUCUCAAAAUAUGUGUUGGGAAAGCUCGAGGGGGAAAACUGUAGCAUUUAAUUGCCGACGAUUCUUUAAUUGUCUUGGCCCGGAGAGUGUUAGAAGUGGUGAUCUACUGGUCGUGCUAUUUGGCAGCACUGUGCCUUUUUUGCUUCGGGAAAUCCAAGUUGAUUGUGUAGAAGCUGAACCUGGACCACCAGGAGAAAGUUACGCUGAAGGUAUCAUGGAGGGUGAAAUUCUGGAAGCAUGUCAAGCUGGUGACAACAAGGGGCAGGAGUUCUGGCUUGAGUAG